UUUAUAUGAACUAUCCAACCGCCUUGUUGUGAAAGUUCAUUCUUACCGUACGUUUAUGAACACGUGUCGGAUACCAUUUCAAACAUUAGUUUAUAAUUAUAUUAGAAUCACUUAUGGCUCACUCAGAGAUAUCAGGACUAAGUGAUGAUGACCAUGGGUCACUGGACGAGGAGUACAUAUACGGUCGAUGGGGAAGGUAUCAGGUAUUUCAAGUAGCCAUAGUGUGUUUCCAUCUAUUGCAAACAGGAUUCCAACUUUUGAUGGGAGUUUUCAUCGCGUACAGACCCCCUGGCUCUCGGUGUGCAGUUGUAGAGUUUGACAACCUGACUCAAAUGAACUCUUCUCUGUAUGUAACAUACGAAUCAUGUAACAUCAAAGUGUUUUACAACGAUACCACUGCUCAGAAAUUGAUUAAGGAAACCGGAUGCCUCAACGGCUUCUGGUACACUUUAGACAAAGACAGCACCAUUGUAACAGAGAUGGAUCUUGUCUGUGAUCGAGCAUACUUAGCAGAAGUACUCCAAUCACUGGUCUUUGUGGGACAGAUGGUCGGUGCAGCAUUCGCCUCCUCUCUCAGUGAUAGAUUUGGAAGAAAAACUGUUCACCUUUGCUCCACCCUUUUGACCUUUAUCUUUGGCAUUAGUGUGGCGUUUACUCAAAACUAUAUAUCACUUGCGAUCUUAAAAUUCAUUCUAGGCGUUUUGCAGCAGGGAAUGGUUGUUACCGGUUCGGUGCUGUCGUUAGAGCUAUUUCCAGAAAAGACUCGUUUCUAUAGCGAGGGUCUGCAAGCCCUUUUCUGGACCUCGGGUUUGGUCAUUAUGGCCCCCAUUGCCUUUCUGAUGCAAAACUACUCGUGGAGAUACUUACAAAUUACACUUACUUCAUUUUCUGCUCUUAGUCUUAUUCAGUUCUGGGUACAAGAUGAAUCACUACGGUGGCUAGCAGUCAAUGGUAAAUAUAGAGAAGCAUACAGGGUAGUAAGAAAGGUGGCCAGAUGGAAUAAACUGAAUUAUGAGGAUCUUAAAAACAUCGUGGACAGAAGAAUGGCGAGAGCUGAGAAGGACAAAUGCAUGAUGGAGGAUAAGAAACACUCAGAAAAAUCUAAGGAAACUAUCAUCGUGGAAAAGCUAACCAUAGUUAACAUCAUAAAGAACAAAUCCAUUUUCAUUAUAUCAGUAAUGAUGUGGUUUACAUGGGUAACCAAUAGCCUGACAUACUUUGGAUUGACCUUGACCUCAACAUCAUUGGCUGGGAAUCGGUUUUUGAAUUUUUUCCUCUCAGUCUGUGUAGAAUAUAUUGGGAGAAUUCUGGAGUUUAUAAUGCUUCGAUGCCUUGGAAGACGAACAAUUACGUUAAUUUUUCACACCAUAACAGGGACAGCAUUGGCUCUUUCCACUGCUUUGAACCACUUCUCAGAAGGAAGCCAGCCAGCGAUAAUGACAUCAGUUGUGACGUCAUUUAUAGGUAAACUGUCAAUAACAGGUUCAUUUAGCCUGCUGUUUCUCUUCACCGCAGAACUUUAUCCAACAAACCUCAGGAAUGCUGGUUUAGGGAUUUCCUCAUCUUUCUCUAGAGUAGGCGCCAUUGUGUCCCCCUUUGUCGGAUUGCUGGCAAGAGAAAUACCUUGGGCACCAGGAACUAUUUUUUCUUCUAUGUGUUUCAUUGUGGUAAUACUUUCUGUGUACUUACCGGAAACACGAGGAUGGGAUCUACCUCAGACAAUGGCGGAAGUAAAAGUGUGGUACAAGGAAAAAAGUGGAUUCCGGUUGCAGAAAGGUCGGAGGAGGACUGAGAUUCUGAAGGUGUUAGAUAUAAAAUAGAAAAUAUGCUAUUAUACAGUAUUAUUGUACGUUCUGAGAAAAAUAAAAUAUACAAUUUA
Messenger RNA from Saccostrea echinata, 1879 nucleotides. RefSeq names its product organic cation transporter protein-like. NCBI's taxonomy places the organism in Eukaryota, Metazoa, Mollusca, Bivalvia, Ostreida, Ostreidae. The coding region runs from base 114 to 1820 and encodes 568 amino acids. The transcript has 11 exons. Gene Ontology annotation, molecular function: transmembrane transporter activity. Gene Ontology annotation, cellular component: membrane. Gene Ontology annotation, biological process: transmembrane transport. The record is from RefSeq and is a predicted model, not a curated record.